Messenger RNA from Coregonus sp. 'balchen', 21811 nucleotides. NCBI's taxonomy places the organism in Eukaryota, Metazoa, Chordata, Actinopteri, Salmoniformes, Salmonidae. The record is from the annotation of a GenBank genome assembly.
AUGGACGAGGACAAGGGUGAGUGGAUAUGGAGGUGGGUGAGGGACCCAGAAACAACCAGUUUGCACUCAAUCAACUUUUAAUGAGACAAUGUUUUGGUACAAGGUGGAUCUUUGUCCGUUUUUCCCCUUCCAAAUCCCCUUUGCCUCGUUGAAGGUAGUUUGGUUGCAAUAUUGUGGACUUUUAUCUUGUCCAGUACCUGAGUUCUAGUGAUGUAAGCAAUCGUCACCUCACUCAUUUUUAGGCAAGGUACUCUCAUGAUAAAGAAUUAAGGCUAUAGGCUACAUGAAGUAGAUUGAGUUGCAUUGUAGCCUUUACUGUAACUUAACAACAGACAUUCCUCUGUCAAUGUCAACAGACUGAAAGAACUAGCCUAGUCAGAAAGGCUACAUUUCAAAGACGUAUAGACUAGACUAGAGUAUGCAGGCUAUAUCGAGUGUAACUCACCAUUGUUACAAAUUUAGAUUAAAUCAAGGAAGUGCAGUCUGUUUGAUCCACUUCCUUCAUUUGAUAGUCUAAAUGCCAUAGAGCUUCUUUUGUGACAAGGCAAAUCCAUGUAUUUUCCUUUAGUUUUUUAUAAAAAGGGGGAAUGUUUCAUUGCCGUAUCACAGAGAAUAGCAGUGGUGUGGUUGGAGGCAUCAGUAAAACCCUAUUUAUGCAGAAGUCAAAAACCUUGCAGUGUGCAUCCACCAUCUCUGGCAAGCAUUUAUGCAUGUCUUUCACACCUUGAGGGCACAUGAGCAAUGCCAAGCCAUCACAAAGCCUUGUGCCUCAGCUGGGGACAACUGACCACAUAAACCUUCAAGCUACUAGGCCUACAUAUUGAAAAGCUAUCUUUUAUAUCUGCUUUUACUGUUCAGUGUCAGUAGCUAGCACAUUUUCAUGCCCAGCCUUCUAAAACAGACCAUGUCUUUGCUGCCCUUUCUGUUCUGCAUUUUACAUUUACAUUUUAGUCAUUUAGCAGACGCUCUUAUCCAGAGCGACUUACAGUUAGUGAAUACAUUUUUUUUUUUUAUACUGGCCCCCCGUGGGAAUCAAACCCACAACCCUGGCGUUGCAAACGCCAUGCUCUAUCAACUGAGCUAUUUUCCCCCUAUCAUGGCCAUAUCACCUUCACCAUAGCGCCUUCAGUUUUGUUUCUAUAUUUUUAUUGCCUGAUUUAUUGGGUCAAGCCCAGUGUAGUUGCAUCAUGUUGACCCGAAGCACCCGUAGGCGCACACAUUGGCAGUCAAAUUAUAUAAAGUCAUACACACACAUCCUCGCAAUCAGAUCCCAUCCACAUGGCUUACCCUAAAAAUAGGCAAGGGCAGAUUUUAGCAGCAGUGAGUCGUUCUAGGGUUGAUAUCAUCCUUCAAAUCCAUCUGCUGAGGCUGGCAGUCCUCCAUUCAUCCUACCCCAUCACAACUGGCACGUCUCCCUCCUCAGCUGUGGCAGAUAGCAGGCUAUUCCAGCUGGACUGGGGUUAGUGGCCACACUGGCCAGAGCCUAGAGCCUCCUAUUCAGGGAAGUCUCAUGAAUAGAGAGUUCGAGUUAUAGCCUGGGGAGAAGAUUUACUUGGUCCUGGCUGGGGUACUAUCAAAGCUGUGUGGGUACUGACAGUGACAGGGGAGUCCACUUACACUGACUGGGAUGCCUGAGCCCUGAGGUUUAUUGUGUUCUGGAGGAGGUGAAGCAAGUGCACAUUUGAACAAAACUUGUUACAUUUUCGCCUUGGCCUAACCUGCGGGUCUUUGUCAGCUCGGUAUAAUUAAAUGUAGGCUUGGGCGGUAUCCAUAUUGUCAUACCUUCAUACCGAGCUUGUGCCAUACUGGGAUAUUCGGUAAUACCAGCACUGAACACAUGGGGCACUGUUUUCAAACCCCACUCAUACUCUGUAAUCCGAAGGUUAGUAAUGCUAACAAGUACAUGGAAAAUCCCAUAGAAAAUGCUAAAUAGCACAUUGCAAACAUUUUGUUCAGUUUCUGACCUAAACUAUACAAGUAUUAGCAAACCAAAUGCACAACUGCAGAGCAUUCAGCAUAUUUUAGACAGUUAACUCAAUAGUUAUAAGAUAUCCAGCUGGCAAACAUUUAGUUGUGAAUUCCAUACUGUAUUUACACUACAUUUAUUUUUAUUUUACCUUUAUUUAACUAGGCAAGUCAGUUAAGAACAAAUUCUUAUUUACAAUGACGGCCUACACCGGCCAAACCCGGAAGACGCUGAGCCAAUUGUGCGCCGCCCUAUGGGACUCCCAAUCACAGCCGGUUGUGAUACAGCCUGGAAUCGAACCAGGGGGUCUGAAGUGACGCCUCAAGCACUGAGAUGCAGUGCCUUAGACCGCUGCGCCACUCGGUAGUCCAAAUACAUGAUCAAAAGUAUGUGGACACCUGCUCGUCGAACAUCUCAUUCCAAAAUCAUGGGCAUUAAUAUGGAGUUGGUCCCCCCUUUGCUUCUAUAACAGCCUCCACUCUUCUGGGAAGGCUUUCCACUAGAUGUUGGAACAUUGCUGCGGGGACUUGCUUCCAUUCAGCCACAAGCAUUAGUGAGGUCGGGCACUGAUGUUUGGUGAUUAGGCCUGGCUCGCAGUCAGCGUUCUAAUUCAUCCCAAAGGUGUUCAAUGGGGUUGAGGUCAGGGCUCUGUGCAGGCCAGUCAAGUUCUUCCACACUGAUCUCGACAAACCAUUUCUGUAUGGACCUCGCUUUGUGCAUGGGGGCAUUGUCAUGCUGAAACAGGAAAAGGCCUUUCCCAAACUGUUGCCGCAAAGUUGGAAGCACAGAAUCAUCUAGAAUGUUUUUGUAUGCUGUAGCGUUAAGAUUUCCCUUCACUGGAACUAGCCCGAACCAUGAAAAACAGCCCCAUUCCAUUAUUCCUCCUCCACCAAACUUUACAGUUGGCACUAUGCAUUGGGGCAGGUAGCGUUCAGAUGGUGAAGCGUGAUUCAUCUCUCCAGAGAACGCGUUUCCACUGCUUCCAGAGGCAGUUUGGAACUCAGUAGGGAGUGUUGCAACCGAGGACAGACAAUGUUUAUGCGGUACGCGCUUCAGCACUCGCCGGUCACGUUCUGUGUGCUUGCGUUGCCUACCACUUCAAAUCAAAUUUUAUUGGUCACAUACACGUGUUUAGCAGAUGUUAUUGCGGGUGUAGCGAAAUGCUUGUGCUUCUAGCUCCGACAGUGCAGUAGUAUCUAGGGAUGCACCGAUAUGACAUUUUUGGCCGAUACCGAUAUCCGAUAUUUAAAGUUUUAGCGGCCUCUUAAGCAUUCCAGUACAGUUAAAUAGUUGAAACAAAGUGUCAUAUGUUCAGUUAUGAACAGAUUGUUUAAUAACUUGUCAAUUAUAAAAAUGACAAAUCCAUGAAUGUAUUUUAUUGCACAACAGAUAUUCAUGACACUAAUAUUUUAGCUGCCCCACAUUACAAAGAUGGUUAAGUUGUUGGUGGCUCGUCUUACUAUCCAAUCUUGACUGUAUGGAGAAACUUAAAAAUGCUUUGAAAUAAAUAUUGGUUUAAACUAAAAUGCUGUUAAUUAUUUUAGCUUUAACUGCUUGAAAAAAUUACUGUCUCUAGGCUGUCAUAAACUGCUACAGUGGGGGAAAAAAGUAUUUAGUCAGCCACCAAUUGUGCAAGUUCUCCCACUUAAAAAGAUGAGAGGCCUGUACUUUUCAUCAUAGGUACACGUCAACUAUGACAGACAAAAUGAGAAAAAAAAUCCAGAAAAUCACAUUGUAGGAUUUUUUUAUGAAUUUAUUUGCAAAUUAUGGUGGAAAAUAAGUAUUUGGUCAAUAACAAAAGUUUCUCAAUACUUUGUUAUAUACCCUUUGUUGGCAAUGACACAGGUCAAACGUUUUCUGUAAGUCUUCACAAGGUUUUCACACACUGUUGCUGGUAUUUUGGCCCAUUCCUCCAUGCAUAUCUCCUCUAGAGCAGUGAUGUUUUGGGGCUGUCGCUGGGCAACACGGACUUUCAACUCCCUCCAAAGAUUUUCUAUGGGGUUGAGAUCUGGAGACUGGCUAGGCCACUCCAGGACCUUGAAAUGCUUCUUACGAAGCCACUCCUACGUUGCCCGGGCGGUGUGUUUGGGAUCAUUGUCAUGCUGAAAGACCCAGCCACGUUUCAUCUUCAAUGCCCUUGCUGAUGGAAGGAGGUUUUCACUCAAAAUCUCACGAUACAUGGCCCCAUUCAUUCUUUCCUUUACACGGAUCAGUUGUCCUGGUCCCUUUGCAGAAAAACAGCCCCAAAGCAUGAUGUUUCCACCCCCAUGCUUCACAGUAGGUAUGGUGUUCUUUGGAUGCAACUCAGCAUUCUUUGUCCUCCAAAUACGACGAGUUGAGUUUUUACCAAAAAGUUAUAUUUUGGUUUCAUCUGACCAUAUGACAUUCUCCCAAUCCUCUUCUGGAUCAUCCAAAUGCACUCUAGCAAACUUCAGACGGGCCUGGACAUGUACUGGCUUAAGCAGGGGGACACGUCUGGCACUGCAGGAUUUGAGUCCCUGGCGGCGUAGUGUGUUACUGAUGGUAGGCUUUGUUACUUUGGUCCCAGCUCUCUGCAGGUCAUUCACUAGGUCCCCCCGUGUGGUUCUGGGAUUUUUGCUCACCGUUCUUGUGAUCAUUUUGACCCCACGGGGUGAGAUCUUGCGUGGAGCCCCAGAUCGAGGGAGAUUAUCAGUGGUCUUGUAUGUCUUCCAUUUCCUAAUAAUUGCUCCCACAGUUGGUUUCUUCAAACCAAGCUGCUUACCUAUUGCAGAUUCAGUCUUCCCAGCCUGGUGCAGGUCUACAAUUUUGUUUCUGGUGUCCUUUGACAGCUCUUUGGUCUUGGCCAUAGUGGAGUUUGGAGUGUGACUGUUUGAGGUUGUGGACAGGUGUCUUUUAUACUGAUAACAAGUUCAAACAGGUGCCAUUAAUACAGGUAACGAGUGGAGGACAGAGGAGCCUCUUAAAGAAGAAGUUACAGGUCUGUGAGAGCCAGAAAUCUUGCUUGUUUGUAGGUGACCAAAUACUUAUUUUCCACCAUAAUUUGCAAAUAAAUUCAUAAAAAAUCCUACAAUGUGAUUUUCUGGAUUUCUUUUCUCAAUUUGUCUGUCAUAGUUGACGUGUACCUAUGAUGAAAAUUACAGGCCUCUCUCAUCUUUUUAAGUGGGAGAACGUGCACAAUUGGUGGCUGACUAAAUACUUUUUCCCCCACUGUAUAUAUCUCAUCUUUCAUUUAGAAAAAAAAAAAAAGCUUAGUUUUAAAUUAAAAUCUUGACCUAUACCAGCCAUGAAUAAACAACAGAAAAGCCUUUGGCCUUAUUUUCUUCCAGUGACUUAAGAUGUCUGGGUUACAAUAUGACUGCCCGUUUACAAUUUUAACAUUUGGGGGAGGUUUUUCAUCACUAAGAGGACCUGCUCAGCUUUGUCAGGAGAGUCUGUUUGUUUUUUCGUCUACAAUGUGUGAAGCUGCACUGAAAAGGCGCUCACUGUCCACACUAGUACAGGGAGCACCAAGAUACUUGCGGGCAGCUUCAGCUAGGAUGAGGAAACGGUGCUUGUUACUUCUCCAGUAUCCAAGUGCAUCUUCAUUCCUGGGAAUAAUAGGAUCUGUCAGGUGUGCUAGUAUCUAAAAAUAAUGGGAAGGGGGAGGGGUUAGUACAUUUAAUACAACAUUGCAUUAUUCUUGCAUUCCAAAGGAUCAUUAGGCAUAGAUCAACAUUGGCAAAUGUUGGCUGAUGUAGUAACAGAAAAUGAAAAUACAACGCGUCGCUCUCUCACAGAGAAACACACACUGACCAAAAUGUUAUUUUGUUGGCAUUUACAUAUGUCCCCAUUUCCAGUAAAACAUCAUCAAAACCUACUUCUUUCACUUACUUGCUGUGCUGUUUUGUUGUUCCUUUGUUCAGUCGUUCCAUUCUCAACCAGGAUUUCAUCAUACAUGUCAAGCAAUGAAGUUUCAGCUCUGUCUGUCCGUGGCCUCUUCUGUCAUGGGUCCUCUUCCUCGGUGUGCACUGUCACUGUGUCCGUUUCCAUCUUGUCCAGCUGUGUCUGUUAACAUUUCACGUAAACCCUGUUUCUUGUCUGCAUCGAAGUAGCAGUCCUUGUACCUAGCAUCGACCAUGGUGGCGACACAGUAAAGAGGCUCAGAGAGAAUGCCACCGAAUCGCUUGUUCACAGCCUCUAGUAGAGUACUUUUGCGAGUUUUAACCCCACGGUCUGUGUCGGCAGUUUUGUUGAGCAGGCGUUUCAAUGCCAUGACAGAGGGUAUCACGUCUGCUGCGGACGCAGUUGAUGAGCUUAUUUCUCGAGUCAGUUGUUCGAAUGGAGCUAGGAGUCUGUUCAUGUUUUCAAUGAGAGUCCACUGGUUUGUACUGAUUGUUGCUGGUAACUCAUAGUCGGCUGCGUACACGCCAAGCACUUGUUUUUGUUCCAGCAGGCUCUCCAUCAUGUAAAAAGUACUGUUCCAUCUGGUGGAAAAGUCUUGCUUAAGCCUUUUCGUUUUCACUCCAAGCUGCUCCUGUAUUGCUUGUAGGUGGCUGUAUGCAGGCUGUUAGUGUUUAAAAUGACCCACUGUCUUCCUACCUGUUGCAACUGUGUCAGAUAUGCUGCGUUGGGCCAAAACAACUUCGUUCACAGCCAGUUGCAGCGUGUGUGCCAUGCAUGGCAAACUGGCGACUCCGCGUUCUUCCAUAGCCUUUGUCAUGUUACAUGCAUUAUCACGUAGCACAGUGUGUACUUUGUUCUUGGGGAUUUUCCAAGUUUCAAACAUGUUCUCUAAUGCCAUUGAAAUGGCAGCAGAGGUAUGAGAACCAGCACAUUCUUGAGCAUGCAAUACGGCUUUGCUCAGUACGAAAUCCUCGUCGACCCACUGUGCUGUCAGACUCAGCAUGCUCAUGGGGCUGACAUCGCUGGUCCAAAUGUCAGUCGUGAAACUAAUAGCAGUGACGCCCAUAGCAAGUAGCUCAUGGAUGUGCGUUUCAACAAUACUGUGUAACUCCAGUAGGGCAACAUCUGAAAAAUAGCGCCUACUUCGUAGUGUGUACCGGUGCUUGACCAGUCGGCGAAAGCCAACAUCAUCCACGACAGAGAACGGUUGAUUGUCAAGGGCAAUGAAUUCCAUUAUCUUGGCGUUAAUGGAUUUCGCCUUUGAGUUGUCUCACAGAAAUGUUCUUACUCUUUCAAAUGACUGCUCGACUUGAACUUGUUUAGUUGUUGGAAGUGUGCGCUUAGUUUUUUUCUACUUUUGUUCUAAGUAGUCGCUGAACGUCUGGGGGUGAUGCCCUUUCAAAUGAGUAAUUAGGUUUGUGAUUUUGAAAGAUUUCACUUUCUCCACUCCUUGGGAAAUAAUAGCAGCACAAACGUUGCAUAUGGCCUUUUUGUGAUCUUCCUUUGAAACUUCCAAAUAGAUCCACACAGCAGACAUUGUGGGCUAGGUUAGGAAUGCUGUGUUGCAUGUGUAGCGCUGUAUUUUUCAUAGCGUCAUUACGUCAUCUACCCACAUUAUACAAGGUAUGCACGUCAGCUUUGACAUCGGUUUUGCACGUCGACGUUAAACUAUACAUAGAGCCGAUGCCGAUGUUGCCAUUUUUAGCUAAUAUCGGCCGAUUCCGAUAUGCUUACCGAUAUAUCUAACAAUUUCACAACAUAUAAUACACACCUAAGUAAGGAAUGAAUUAAGAAUAUAUGCAUAUAUGGACGAGUGAUGUCAGAGCGGCAUGGACUAAGAUACAGUAGAAUAGUAUAGAAUACAGUAUAUACAUAUGAGAUGAGUAAUGCAAGAUAUGUAAACAUUAUUAAAGUGGCUAGUGUUCCAUUUCUUAAAGUGGCCAGUAAUCUCUAGUCUAUGUCUAUAGACAGCAGCCUCUAAUGUGCUAGUGAUGGCUGUUUAACAGACUGAUGGCCUUGAGAUAGAAGCUGUUUUUCAGUCUCUCUGUCCCAGCUUUGAUGCACCUGUACUGACCUCACCUUCUGAUGCCUUGUGGGGCCCCAGUGUUGAGGAUCAGUGAAGUGCAGGUGUUGUUUCCUACCUUCACCACAUAGGGGUGACCCGUCAGGAAGUCCAGGACCCAAUUGAACAGGGCGGGGUUCAGACCCAAGGCCUCGAGCUAAAUGAUGAGCUUGGAGGGUACUAUGGUGUUGAAUGCUGAGCUAUAGUCAAUGAACAGCAUUCUUACAUAGGUAUUCCUCUUAGAGCAGUGGGAUAGGGCAGUGUGCAGAUUGAUGGCGAUUGUAUCGUCUGUGGAUCUAUUGGGGCAGUAAGCAAAUUGAAGUGGGUCUAGGGUGGCAGGUAAGGUAGAGGUGAUAUGAUCCUUGACUAGUCUCUCAAAGCACUUCAUGAUGACAGAGGUGAGUGCUACGGGGCGAUAGUUGUUUAGUUCAGUUAACUUUGCUUUCUUGGGUACAGGAACAAUGGUGGCCAUCUUGAAGCAUUUGGGGACAGCAGACUGGGAUAGGGAGAGAUUGAAUAUGUCCGGCUGAGCUGUUGUUGCUCCUAUGUUUCCACUUGGCAAUGACAGUGCUUACAGUUGACCGGGGCAGCUCUAGCAGGGCAAAAAUUUGACGAAUUGACUUGUUGGAAAGGUGGCAUCCUAUGACGAUGCCACGUUGAAAGUCACUGAGCUCUUCAGUAAGUCCAUUCUACUGCCAAUGUUUGUCUAUGGAGAUUGCAUGGCUGUGUGCUCGAUUUUAUACACCUGUCAGCAACGAGUGUUGCCGAAUCCGCUAAUUUGAUGGGGUGUCCACAGACUUUGUAUAUAUAUUGUAGAUCACCUGGCGCAUGCUGCACAACAGUGAGUGACUCACAACGCUCCGGUCUUUCAUUAAUGUGUGCUUGUAAACAAACACCAUAUGAGACGUGACUGGGGACUACCGUAAGCUUUUUAAUAAUGUGACAGGUGAAAUGAAGAACGCAAUGUUCUUUAUCUCCUAACGUAUUGCACACAUGGACUGCAGAUAUUUAAAAAGUAGCUACAAAUAUUCAAAUUUAUUUUUAAAAAACUUCUAAUAGUUUAAACGGUAUUGACGGUAUUGAAAAACCAUCCCGGGCGGGAAGGGGUUCUACUAAGCUAUGUGGAAUACCAAGAACAUUUAGCUAUUUGAUUUGGAAUUUUAAGACCCCUUGAAGUAUCAAAAGAAAAUACAAAAAAAAAGUAUUAUUUGGCCUUACUGUUAUUAGCCCAUACAAACGCAUUGAAUAACAGAUUCACUAAAUGGAACAACAAAAAAAUCUAAAGGAAGUUUGUGUCCUAUAUUUGAGAGAGAUAAGAAAGAUCAGGAAACAUUAUUAUAUUUAAAAAAAAUUUAAAAAAUGUAUUUAACCCGUUAUUUUUGGCACUAAACUGUCUCCAUAUAAACAGUGCAUUCGGAAAGUAUUCAGACCCCUUCACUUUUUCCACAUUUUGUUACGUUACAGCCUUAUUCUAAAAUUGAAUAAAUAAAAAUGUUUCCUCAUCAAUCUACACACAAUACCCCAUAAUGACAAAGCGAAAACAGGUUUUUAGACAUUUUUGCAAAUUAAUUAAAAAUGUAACACAGAAAUACCUAAUUUACAUAAGUAUUCAGACCCUUUGCUAUGAUACUCAAAAUUGAUCUCAGGUGCAUCAAUUUUCCAUUGAUCAUCCUUGAGAUGUUUCGACAACUUGAUUGGAGUCCACCUGUGGUAAAUUCAGUUGAUUGGACAUGAUUUGGAAAGGCACACACCUGUCUAUAUAAGGUCCCACAGUUGACAGUGCAUGUCAGAGCACAAACCAAGCCAUGAGGUCGAAGGAAUUGUCCGUAGAGCUCCGAGACAGGAUUGUGUCGAGGCACAGAUCUGGGAAAGGGUACCAAAACAUUUCUGCAGCAUUGAAGGUCCCCAAGAACACAGUGGCCUCCAUCAUUCUUAAAUGGAAGUUUGGAACCACCAAGACUUCUCCUAGAGCUGGCUGCCAGGCCAAACUGAGCAAUUGGGGAAGAAGGGCCUUGGUCAGGGAGGUGACCAAGAACCUGAUGGUCACUUUGACAGAGCUCCAGAGGUCCUCUGUGGAGAUGGGAGAACCUUCCUGGAGGACAACCAUCUCUGCAGCACUCCACCAAUCAGGCCUUUAUGGUAGAGUGGCCAGAUGGAAGCCACUCCUCAGUAAAAGACACAUGACAGCCCGCUUGGAGUUUGCCAAAAGGCACCUAAAGGACUCUCAGACCAUGAGAAACAAUAUUCUCUGGUCUGAUGAAACCAAGAUUGAACUCUUUGGCCUGAAUGACAAGCGUCACAUUUGGAGAAAACUUGGCACCAUCUUUACGGUUAAGCAUGGUGGUGGCAGCAUCAUGCUGUGGGGUUGUUUUUCAGUGGCAGGGACUGGGAGACUAGACAGGAUCGACGCAAAGAUGAAUGGAGCAAAGUACAGAGAGAUCGUUGAUGAAAACCUGCUCCAGAAUGCUCAUGUCCUCAGACUGGUGCGAAGGUUCACCUUCCAACAGGACAACGACCCUAAGCACACAGCCAAGACAACACAGGAGUGGCUUCGGGACAAGUCUCUGAAUGUCCGUGAGUGGCCCAGCCAGAGCACAGACUUGAACCUAAACGAAAAUCUCUGGAGAGACCUGAAAAUAGCUGUGCUCCCCAUCCAACCUGACAGUUUGAGAGGAUCUGCAGAGAAGAAUGGGAGAAACUCCCCAAAAACAGGUGUGCCAAGCUUGUAGCAUCAUACCCAAGAAGACUCAAGGCUGUAAUCGCUGCCAAAGGUGCUUCAACAAAGUACUGAGUAAAGGGUCUGAAUACUAAUGUAAAUGUGAUAUUUCAGUUUUUUAUUUGUAAUACAUUUGCAAAAAUGUAUAACCUGACUGUAAAAGUCGCUUUGGAUAAAAGCGUCUGCUAAAUGGCAUAUUAUUAUUAAAACCUGUUUUUGCUUUGUCAUUAUGGGGUAUUGUGUGUAGAUUGAUGAGGAGACAAAAAACUAUUUAAUCCAUUUUAGAACAAGGCUGUAACGGAACAAAAUGUGCAAAAAGGAAGGGGUCUGAAUACUUUCCGAAUGCACUGUACUUCUAUUCAUUUUUUUCAACUGGUACCGGGGGACCUUCAUUCGAGUCUUGUGAGGCCUAUGGGCGUCAUAGAGAAAAACAACUGACAUGUACGUGCUCGUGAGAGUCUCACCUAUCCACAGAGGGGAAUUAUUGUGUAGCCCAAACUGUUCGGACGCUAUAGACAGAAGUUGGCAGAUUGGCUGUACCAACUUCAGACGAGUCCCAAGAUGCUUGUGGGGGUAGAGCAAAACUGAGAACACCAUCAUGUUCAUGAGAGUCUCAUCUUUCCAUAGAGGGGUCAUAAUAGUAUGUAGGCCAAAUCUUUCGGACGCUACAGACGAUUUUGUGAGAAGACCGAUUUUCGGUGGAUUAAGACGCAUCCAAAGCAAACUAUUUCUAGCUUAAACUGCCAGAUUUUUGUGGGGAGUUUUUAAUUAUGUUAAUUAGGUUUCCACAGGGGUGCGGACAUCGACUCUAGGAGAUUAAAGGGAAAAUCCACUCAAAUGAUGCUUUUUGCAUCAUCUUGAUGAUGUGGCCGGUGACACUUUGCUUCUUGAAAUUCCAAUAUCUUGAAAAAUUGACUGCUGACAUGCAAAACAUUUUGGGACUUUUACAACAGUGGACUAAUGAACAAAAUACCAAAAUAUAUUUUUUGAGUGGAUUUUCCCUUUAAGCUUUUGCCCAAAGAUUUGUGAAAUUAUAUCUCCAACAGUGACACAUAUGAUUUAUCUUGCAGAGAAGCCUGCCAUAGCCCCACCAGUGUUUGUGUUCCAGGAAGAUAAAGCACAGAAGGUGAGACACUCAUUUCACACCUCUGCUGAAAGAAUUGAAACAGUGAAUCAGACUAUGAAUCAGACUUGGCUUCACACUGACUGGAUAAUUCACUCAGUUUUCUGUGUCUGACUAUCUGUUUCCUCCUCUAUUUCUCUCGUUUUCUGUCAUACCCUUAACAGAGAUCAGCAGAAGGGUCCAGUGCUGAGGAUGGAGAAGGUAAGGAUGAGGAGGAUAACCAAGCAGGUUAUAGUGCUUUGGAAAAUGUGACACGUCUAUCUUAUAUUACUGUAUUUUAGUUACUUUGCUAAUCUUUGCUGAUUCUGUCUCCUCCAGACUCUGAUAAAGAUGGCAGUAGUUACUGUCCCCCGGCCAAGAGAGAAAGAACAUCGUCACUAACACAGUUCCCACCCGCACAUUCAGGUAAUUUGUACGUUUUGUUGAAUUAAAAUAUUAUUUUGUUAGUGUGUGGAGAAAGGGUCUGUACUCAUGUUAUUUCUUAUUGUCUCAUGCAGUUUCUAAGAACAAUGUGUUCAUGCCAUCCAGUUUCUGUCAGUCCCCGACAGGAAAUAAUUCAGAUUCAGAACCUGGUGAGUUCAUGAAUAGUUGUCUUAAGAUCUCCUUUUCAAUCUACCUGAAAUUUGCAUGAUAAGGAGAACUACCCUUGAAGAAUCAUGACAAGAAUGUUUAGCUUUUUCUCAAUCAAAGUUCUGGCCUAACUUAAAUCUCAUAUUCCCUCUCUCUUUCUCCAUCUUUCUCUGUUCUGUUGUCAACAGAGGAGAAGACGGUUGGGUUUCGCCUGAAGCCUCCCACUCUGAUCCAUGGACAGGCGCCUAGUGCAGGUGGGUGCUCUCUCCUGCCAAUUUCAGAGAGGCUUUAUUGUCCAUUGAGUGAAAAUCUUAAAUGUGGUUUUGGGGUUCCAGCACACAGGCUCAGUCACAAAAACAAUGUACAACCUCUCGAGUGGCGCAGUGGUCUAAGGCACUGCAUCGCAGUGCUAGCUGUGCCACUAGAGAUCCUGGCUCGAAUCCAGGCUCUGUCGUUGCCGGCCGUGACCGGGAGACCCAUGGGGCGGCGCACAAUUGGCCCAGCGUCAUCCUGGGUAGGGGAGGGAAUGGCCGGCAGGGAUGUAGCUCAGUUGGUAGAGCAUGGCGUUUGCAACGCCAGGGUUGUGGGUUCGAAUCCCACGGGUGGCCAGUAUGAAAAAUUAAAAAAGAAUGUAUGCGCUCACUAACUGUAAGUCGCUCUGGAUAAGAGCGUCUGCUAAAUGACUAAAAUGUAAAUGUAAAACAUCACAAUAAGUUGAGAAAAAGAUGGCCCUUGUUUGUCUGGCGUUGGUCUGUCCAGAGCCUUAUAUUUAGUAAGUAUAAUGUGUUGCAGGCGUCCCGAGCCAGAAGCCCAAGGAGCAGCAGCGUAGUGUACUACGACCAGCAGUACUGCAGGCCCCUCCGGCCACCAAAUCACUAACCCAGACCGGUAAGUACACUUAGGAAAACUUAACCUCAAAGUCUUCAGAUCCUCUCAGACAAACAGCUAUACUACUUCAUUAUGUUCUGCAAUGGCCAUUCUGUUCCAGCUUUCUUUUAUCUCAAUGUGCUUGGACAAAACAUCUGUUUCUUGAAUUUCCCUGAGUCUCCUCUUGUGGUCCUCAUAGGUUUGAACAGUGGUACAAAUGGAGUGAACAGGUCGUCAGAGGGUCUGCCAGUCACCCAGAACAACACAGAGAACUGUGAUGGCUCCACAGACAAUAUGGCUAAGUCACAGGUAAGCUGAGAGGUCAAAGGGCGCCACGCUAGCUACAUGUUCACCGAUUGGAAGGGCUCUACAGUGGCAUAUAAUAACCUAUAUAGUUAUCAAGCUCCUAACGACAACACAGAACACAACAGGACACAAGGAAGGUUUUAUGCUUGGACAUUCAGUAUGGAAUUUCCAUGAAUGUGUCUCGCUGCUCUCAUCUUUCAAGGAGAAGAAAAGGGAUGAGAGCAGGAGGAGUGAGAGCAGGAGGAGUGAGAGCAGGAGGAGUGAGAGCAGGAGGGGUGAGAGCAGGAGGGGUGAGAGCAGGAGGGGUGAGAGCAGGAGGGGUGAGAGCAGGAGGGGUGAGAGCAGGAGGGAUGAGAGCACGAGGGGUGAGAGCAGGAGGGGUGAGAGCAGGAAAGGAGAGAACCCGAUCCUCCUGUGGAAUCCACAUUUGUAUUUGGUCAGAAUGUCAAAGACAGAGCCAUGGUGAUUUGAAUAGUUAACUAAAGUACAUGUCAUAUAGAAUACGUUUCAAAGAUGCUCUGGGCUUUGCCUCAUACCUAACAACACCCCAUUGAGGUGUGUGGGUAAAUCAAAUUAUAAACUGAGUGGUUCAAGCUAGGGCUGUGGCGGUCACAACAUUUUGUCAGCCGGUGAUUGUCAAGCAAAUAACUGUCGGUCUCACGGUAAUUGACCGUUAAUUAACAUAAACACAUUUAGCAUUUCCUGGCUUCCACACACACCCUACAAGCCAUUUUAAAAAGUCUAAUAAAUCCAUGUAAUAUAGCCUACACCUUCACAAUAAAUCCAUUAUUUAUUUUAGAACGGUCUAAAGAAGCAUGAUAUGAAGAAAAUGUAGUCUAUUUCAGAAGAAAAGAAUAACAUACUUAGCAUGUCCUUAUGUUAAGUCCUGAUGUGGCUUUGCCAAAUGGCUGUGGGCUACACCGUGGCAUUAUUUUAUAUUAUUUUAUAGUAUGAAGAAUACAAUUGAACAGUGCGCACAUGCGGCUAUUCUGUGUUGAGUGGUUAACAAAUAAAUAGGUACUUCUAUAUGCUUAAUUUAGAGUUAUUCAUGGAACUUUAGUUGUUCUACAAACGUUGGGCUAUAUGUUUUGAUUUUUAAUACAUUGUAAGGCUGCAUGAGAAGACUCUAAUGAUGAUUUGAAAAAAGUUGCUUGAAAGGCAUGGGCUCUGCUUUGUUUUUUGCGCAGCCUGUACACACUCCAAUUGUCUCUCAUUCACAAUUUGACAAGCACUUGAUCAUUUCACGGCGGCAUCCCCUUUGUGGCCCGGAAUGCUGCGUUGUGCCCUUCUCCCUGAGUGUGCUGCGCAAUCCGAUGCGUCUCUCACUCACAUGGCUCUAAGUCACGUGAUCGGGUCUUUCUCACAGGCUACAAGUUAAGACAGACACAUCGGGGACGCAACUGCGCGCAUCCUUAUCCAAUUCCGAGGUGCAGAUUGAAGAUAUUGGAAGAACUGUCCACAUUUACUUUUCAUUAGCCAACAAGAUGAGUAGACCUAACGAACAGCAAAAGCACUAGCCUAUGUCAAUCUACUAUCCCGCAUAGUACAAAAGUCGACCUAUUCUGUGCGAGAAAUUAAUAUUCCAAACAUAGUCUGGGACAGUUGUGGGAUGCGAUAGAUCCCAAAUUAAUACAACCACUAGCAUCAAAAAACAUUUUUAAUGCAAUGUGGCAGACGCAACAAAUCAUAACGUUUAGCUUAAAAUGUUGAUAAAAUAUUAGGCUUUUUCUUCACAUUAUAAGCGCAGCAAUGCGCACAUGGUAGUAGGCUAUAAGCGCGAAUGUUCCAUUAGCGGAAAACACCAUUAUCAAAAGUCACCGCAAAUUAAAUUACGCAUGUAAUGCUUUUAUUAUAAAGGUGCAUUUCUACGGUGAAAAUUAUCUUCCCCAAACUUGUAACUCAUGCGCUGCUUAUACAGUGGGGAGAACAAGUAUUUGAUACACUGCUGAUUUUGCAGGUUUUCCUACUUACAAAGCAUGUAGAGGUCUGUAAUUGUUAUCAUAGGUACACUUCAACUGUGAGAGACGGAAUCUAAAACAAAAUUCCAGAAAAUCACAUUGUAUGAUUUUUAAGUAAUUAAUUUGCAUUUUAUUGUAUGACAUAAGUAUUUGAUCACCUACCAACCAGUAAGAAUUCCGGCUCUCACAGACCUGUUAGUUUUUCUUUAAGAAGCCCUCCUGUUCUCCAUUCAUUACCUGUAUUAACUGCACCUGUUUGAACUUGUUACCUGUAUAAAAGACACCUGUCCACACACUCAAUCAAACAGACUCCAACCUCUCCACAAUGGCCAAGACCAGAGAGCUGUGUAAGGACAUCAGGGAUAAAACAGUAGACCUGCACAAGGCUGGGAUGGGCUACAGGACAAUAGGCAAGCAGCUUGGUGAGAAGGCAACAACUGUUGGCGCAAUUAUUAGAAAAUGGAAGAAGUUCAAGAUGACGGUCAAUCACCCUCGGUCUGGGGCUCCAUGCAAGAUCUCAUCUCGUGGGGCAUCAAUGAUCAUGAGGAAGGUGAGGGAUCAGCCCAGAACUACACGGCAGGACCUGGUCAAUGACCUGAAGAGAGCUGGGACCACAGUCUCAAAGAAAACCAUUAGUAACACAAUACGCCGUCAUGGAUUAAAAUCCUGCAGCGCACGCAAGGUCCCCCUGCUCAAGCCAGCGCAUGUCCAGGCCCAUCUGAAGUUUGCCAAUGACCAUCUGGAUGAUCCAGAGGAGGAAUGGGAGAAGGUAAUGUGGUCUGAUGAGACAAAAAUAGAGCUUUUUGGUCUAAACUCCACUCGCCGUGUUUGGAGGAAGAAGAAGGAUGAGUACAACCCCAAGAACACCAUCCCAACCGUGAAGCAUGGAGGUGGAAACAUCAUUCUUUGGGGAUGCUUUUCUGCAAAGGGGACAGGACGACUGCACCGUAUUGAGGGGAGGAUGGAUGGGGCCAUGUAUCGCGAGAUCUUGGCCAACAACCUCCUUCCCUCAGUAAGAGCAUUGAAGAUGGGUCGUGGCUGGGUCUUCCAGCAUGACAACGACCCGAAACACACAGCCAGGGCAACUAAGGAGUGGCUCCGUAAGAAGCAUCUCAAGGUCCUGGAGUGGCCUAGCCGGUCUCCAGACCUGAACCUAAUAGAAAGUCUUUGGAGGGAGCUGAAAGUUCGUAUUGCCCAGCGACAGCCCCGAAACCUGAAGGAUCUGGAGAAGGUCUGUAUGGAGGAGUGGGCCAAAAUCCCUGCUGCAGUGUGUGCAAACCUGGUCAAGACCUACAGGAAACGUAUGAUCUCUGUAAUUGCAAACAAAGGUUUCUGUACCAAAUAUUAAGUUCUGCUUUUCUGAUGUAUCAAAUACUUAUGUCAUGCAAUAAAAUGCAAAUUAAUUACUUAAUCAUACAAUGUGAAUUUCUGGAUUUUUGUUUUAGAUUCCGUCUCUCACAGUUGAAGUGUACCUAUGAUAAAAAUUACAGACCUCUACAUGGUUUGUAAGUAGGAAAACCUGCAAAAUCGGCAGUGUAUCAAAUACUUGUUCUCCCCACUGUAUAUGCCAGUUAGGCUCUACACCCCUUGUAAAGCAGAUUAAUGUUCUUAAUUUUAAGAAGUUAUUUGACCACUUUAGUUGUGAUACAAACCUUAUUAAAACGUAUAGGCCUAUGGGCUAGGCUACAUGAGGUGUGUGACUAUGAUUCGAACAAGUCAACACAAAAAAGCCAUUGUUUCUUAUGCUGGGCAUCAUUCACAAGUGAUAAUAUAUAAUUCACAAGUGAUAGGCUAAUAUUGUCACCCAUCAGACUAUUCUUGAAUUAAUUUCAUCUUUACAUAUACAAAAUAAUAUAUGUGUGACAUUUGUUUUGAUUUAGAAUGGAUCAUUAUCAUGCACCUGUAUGGAAACAGGGGCAGUGGGAAAAAAUACAUGUCAUCUAUGCACUUAAAUAUCGAAUGGAGGACACUUUUCCCCUUGGUUUAUUUUCAUGCCAGCCAGGUAGGCUAUACUCCUGUUGUAAAUAUAAGCAAUGUGCUUAAUAUUAGGAAAGUUGAGAAAUAAAUAUAUUAGGCCUAGCCUAUAGAAAGCUGAUGGGAUCCUCCUCUUUUUAUUAGCGGCCAUUACUCUGUUUUCUCCAGCAAUUGCAUAGCCUAUAGAAAUGUUGCGCAACAUGAGCUCAUGGGCUCUCAUGAAGUGUUUGAUUAGAUUUCCGAUUAGAUUUGCAUUGAUGUCAGAGUGAUUAGAGGGACAAUAGAGUGCUGAGUCCCAGGCAGUUAGCAAGUUUGGUAGGCUACUAAUAACCAUUGGCAGCAUCAGAGCUUGGAGAAGCCUAAUUACCGUGACUAAACGUUCAUGUGGAAUUUGACUGCCUUCAUGACUCGUGACCGCCGGUGUGGCGGUAAUACGGUCACCGCAACAGCCCUGGUUCAAGCCCUGAAUGCUGAUUGGCUGACAGCCGUGGUAUAUCAGACCGUAUACCGUGGGUAUGACAACAUGUAUUUUUACUGCUCUAAUUACGUUGGUAACCAGUUUAUAAUAGCAAUAAGGCACCUCGGGAAGUUUGUGGUAUAUGGCCAAUAUACCACGGCUAAGGGCUGUAUCCUGGCACUCCGCAUUGCGUUGUGCGUAAGAACAUCCCUUAGCCGUGGUAUAUUGGCUGUAUACCACACCUCCUCGGGCGUUAUUGCUGAAAUAUAGCAGCCUCUUGUGGCCUUGCAUGCUCUAUUACGUGAGUUUGUAUGUUCUUUUGUUAUUAUUUGUCUGAUCAUGACCUUUUUCCCCAUUGGUCUAGGUUGAGGAAAGCAGUGACAAGAAAGGCUCUCUGUCAGCAGAAUCAGGGGAAACCAAUUAUUUCCUACAGUAUAGAAGCACUCCCAGGUUAGUCUCUCAUGGAUUCUGGCUCUAAUGGAUAUUAUCAGUCAUCAGUUUUAUUAGACUACUAUUUUAUCAUAAUUUUAUAAUCUUAUUAUUAUUAUUAUUAUAACAUCCUUUCCUCUGUAUGUUUCCCACCCAGCUUACAGAAGGCUGAGAACAACACCGACGACGGGGCUAAGUUUGUGUUUGGACAGAACAUGUUGGAUCGUGUCCUGGUGAGACGUGUUGUUUUGUGAGGCUAAUCUACUCAUCUGUUAUGUCUGUGGUUUUUCUAUCAUUUGUCCCCCUGCCAACUAAAGAUGGGAUCCACAAAGUUGUGUUAAAGCAUGUUGUAUUACAUUCUUGUUCUGCAGAGUCCGCCGAAAUGUGAGCAGGCAGCAGAGGGCAGCAGAGAUCCCCCUGCCGCCCCGCCAUGUGAGCCACCCUCACAGGACAGCAGCCCCGACAAAGGUGGGCAGAGAAAAGAACAUACUGCAUAUGAAAAAAUAUGGAAUUUAUGUUACUAAGCCCAUAUAAUAAUGGCAAUCCAAGAAAGGAGACACUGGCUUAUUUUCAGAUGUCCAAAGUGUCCUUCUUGUUUGCUGUUCAUUUUCAAAUGGGUUUGUGGUUCUCUUCUUUGCAGAUACCAAUGUGACAGAGUCUUUGGAGGAGUCGGCAGCAGCCUACACCAAAGCCACAGCCAAGAGGUGUUUGUUAGAGAAGGUAGAGGUCAGAACUGGAGAGGAGUCGGAGAGUAAUGUUCUACAGGUAUGCAAAAGCUCUGGUUGUUUGUUGUUCAAUGCCAGUAUAUUUACAGUAACGUUCAAUUUACUUCACCAGGACAUUUAGCAAUUGUUGAUUUAAAGUUACCCAUUGUAGUUUUGUGUUUACAUUUCUCCUCAGACAGGGUUGGAAAUAGGCUGAAAUCGUCCAUGGUCAUUCAUCUGACAAUGGCAUGUUUUUUGUCUCAGGUCCAAUGCAAGUUGUUUGUGUUUGACAAAGCAUCCCAGUCUUGGGUGGAGAGAGGCAGAGGACUACUGAGGCUUAAUGAUAUGGCCUCCACAGAGGAGGGAUCGUUACAGUCCAGGCUAGGUACAGUCAUUACAGUGGCAUAACACUGUUGAAUCAAAUCGAAUCAACCAUUUAGUGCAUUUAAAAAUCCAAAUACACCUUACUGUCAUGCCGCACUACCCUGGAUUGCAUCGUAUGAUACUAUGGAGUUGUUUUUGUACAUCUGUCAAAACGCAACUCCCAUUUGAAUGUAUUAUAUUGCUUAUUAUAUGCAUUGUAUAUAACCUGAGUUUGUGCUGUUCUGGCCCUGUAGUGAUGAGGACCCAGGGCAGUUUGCGUCUGAUCCUCAACACCAAGCUGUGGCCCCAAAUGCAGACGGAUAAGGCCAGCGAGAAGAGCGUCCGGAUCACAGCCAUGGACACUGAGGACCAGGGGGUCAAGGUCUUCCUCAUAUCGGUACGAGUAAGACGACAUUACUUAUUACAUAGUAAUUACUAGGGAUGGGCACGGUUAUUGGAAUAUCUGUGAUGAGUGUGCUAGAAGGAGUCAAGCGCAGGAGGGUAAAUCACCGAAUACAGAGUUUAUUCCGUCGUACACAAAUGCGCUGGAUAGCGACACACGAAAACAGGCACAGGGGGAAACUAUCUACCCUGGCAAUACACGAUACGGGAUACUCCAACAAUAUACAGGCACAGGGGAAAUAUCUACCCCAGCAAUACAAAGGGAGAGUAGCUCCAUGGAAUGAUGAUAUAUGGAGCGGCAGUGGCUAGAAGGCCGGUGACGACGAACGCCGAAGCCUGCCCGAACAAGGAGGGGAGGCAGCCUCGGCGGAAGUCGUGACAAUAUCCUGAUAUGCGAACCAACGUUAGUUUGUGAUUACUUGAGUGAGUGUUCAUCUUAGGAGAAAAAAAUGGUAGGCCUAUUUUAACACUGAAAAAACUUUGUCUAAAUAAAAUUAUCCAUGUGACAUUUUUAUCUACAAGGAUAUACCAUGACAUCUGAAAUUCUUCAUUUAAUAAAACAACAAACUUUUGAAUGUUGUUUUUUGAACUGUACUUUGAGCUACUGCUGCGCAUUUAUCCCUCCAGGCUGCCCUGACAUCGGUAUUCUAUUUUCCCCACUUCAGAUAGCAAUUACAGGCACUCACCUAAUGGAGUUUCCACAAUACCUGACACAGAUCAAUGCAAAACACUCACCAGAUAACCUUUUUAUAACAGAAUAAGUUAUAUCAUGGUGAAAAUCUGACUUCUCUGUUGCUGCUAGCCAAACUAUCGGAGAAAAGCAAAUGUCCGCUGUUUACCACUGCCAUGUGCAUUUGCGUCAUUCAGAUUGGUCGAGAUUCAAAAGCAUGAAUUUUCUUUGAAUUUCAACUAUCCGGGUAUCUGCGAAAAAAAAUCAUAUUCUAAUAGUUAAAUAUUUCCCCUAGUAAUUACACUAUAAUUACAUGGUAAUAGAUUAGUAUAUCUAACACUGCCAGGACCUCCUGUAUAGUACUGACGAGUUAGUUAUGUGUCUGUUCCAGGCGAGCUCUAAGGACACAGGUCAGCUGUACGCAGCGCUGCAUCACCGUAUCCUGGCACUGCGGAGCCGCUCAGACCAGGAGCCAGAGCCCCGGGUCCCCAUUCCAGACGGCCACAUCCCUCACCCCCAGUCUAACGAGGAGGAUAGUGAUGAGGACGAACCGCUCACACCCACUGCCAACACCACAGGUAAACUAUAGAACCCUUUUAGCCUAACUGUUACCCAAACUGAUCCAAUCACCCCAAAUUAAUCUGAAGUCCUCUUACUGUGAUUGUUCAAAAAAAGUGAGACGAUGAUAUCUGGACAAAGUGAUAGUCCAAAAGUGUUAUUUGGUGUUCCAAGGAAGUGAUCUGGGAGACCCCUAUCGAUGGUCCAUAAAAGUUAUCUGGGGGUUCAAAAAGGUCAUCUGGACAUGCCCCCUAACGAUCGAACUAACAUAUUUGAAAGUCCAAGUAAGUGAUCUUGGACACCCCCGCUGAUGUUCCAAAGAGGUUAUCUGGGGGUCCAAGGAAGUUAUCUGGGGAUCUUUGAAUGGGACUUUUUACCCUUGUACUUCUUCCUUGGAUGUUGUCAAUUGUCUUGGAUUUUGUCUUAUUUGAUUCAAGCUACAACAUCUGGCCCAUUCAAAAAGUCAAAGAAUGUAAUUUAAAACACUGUCAUUGGACUGCCCCUAGCCUAUCACUCACCAGACCUGUCUCUCCUCUCCCCAGAGGGUCCAGAGGUCCAGGCCAGCGGGAGUGGGAGUGGGUCCUCAUAGCGCCUGCCCCCCACAAUGUGCCCACACGCUGCAGUCAGGACCCCUUCAGGCACCUCCACGGACACCUCAGUCCAGCAUUUCCCCAAGGGUCCGAGGUCACAGUGGAGCUCCAGGAAGGAUCCUAUGCAGGUGUUACUAACUUAACUCUGUGCAGUUCAGUCUCUCUGCAUUCACAGUAUAUCUGGGAUGGAUGCUCUUUUUUUCUUUCUUCUUUUUUUUACCUAUAGAACUGA